AUGAAUCGUUGGCAAAACAUUAUAACAAAUCCUGUUAUUAAUGCCUAUUAUUCGCCAUACAUUAAUGGCCUCAAAAUUCCCAUUUGGAUCCUUCAGGGAAUUGCAUUUGAUAUCAAACGACCGAAUUAUCUCAAUUACGGAGCCUUGGGUUGGAUUAUUGGCCACGAAUUGAUCCACGAGUUUGACAAUAUUGGCGGACGAUUUGAUAAAAAGGGAAAUCUUAGGGACUGGUGGGAUAUCGACACUAAAGACAUUUUUAAUAAUAAAACACAAUGUUUUGCUCAACAGUACAAACAAUACAAUGCACUUAAUAUUGACGGCAGAUCUACACUAUCUGAAGAUAUAGCAGAUAAUGGAGGUAUCGAUACAGCGUUUAAGAGUUAUCAAGAUUUUGUGAGAUAUAAUGGGAAGGAAUUAUUACUGCCGGGACUUAACUAUACUCAGGAUCAGCUCUUCUGGAUAAGCGCUGCCAACCUUCACGUCUCCCUUAAAACUGAACUAUCGGAUGAUUCUGUGAAAUCAGUGUCCGAUUCCGACAACAAAGCAAAGGUCAGCAAUAAUGGGACGGAUAGUCGACUAUUUGGCGGUCCUUUACAGAAAUGUGUGACCAAAGAGGGUCGGCUCGGCUUUUGCAAGUCUGGCGUUUGCCUCAAUCUUAUCGACAAAAAGGCAGUGUAUUGUCAAUCAGGCACUUCAUACCACAUGAAAUGCUGUCCCGUAUCUAAUAGGGCGGCCGUUUUGCCUACAAACGAGCCGAUCUGUGGUUUGCGGCCAAACAACAACUUCUUCAUAGUGGGCGGUGCGGAAGCGCCGGCACACUCGUGGCCGUGGGCUGUGGCCAUAUACCAGAACUCGUAUAAAACCAAAAAACUAAAAUCCAGAUUCAUUUGCGGCGGAACUGUAAUCAACGAAUGGUAUAUCUUAUCGGCCGCUCACUGUGUGGUCCGACAGACAGAGAUCUUGACUCCGAACAGCUUUAAGAUACUGAUCGGCGCCCACGACAACAAAAACAGCGGAUUCUACGCCGACGUCUCGGAGAUCAAGAUUCACGAGAACUUUAUUUUCGGUCAACACCGCAAUGAUAUCGCACUCUUCAAACUCACACAAUCACUCGACUUCAGGCAUAACAAGGAUAUCGCACCCGUAUGUCUGCCCCCACCCGAGAUUGAAAGCGCAGACCUGAUCGGCACAAUGGGGACGUUAGUUGGAUGGGGUACUACUUCGCAGAUAUAA
Messenger RNA from Medioppia subpectinata, 1233 nucleotides. The record is from the annotation of a GenBank genome assembly. Lineage: Eukaryota; Metazoa; Arthropoda; Arachnida; Sarcoptiformes; Oppiidae.